AUGUGCUUGUUUGACAUGGGGCCCGAGUACAAUUGCUACGCGUCCGAUGUAACUACAUCAUUUCCUGCGAACGGGAAGUUUACCGAUAAGCAGAAAAUAGUCUACAAUGCGGUACUUGAAUCAAACCAGGCAGUGUUCAAAGCCGCUAAGCCAGGAGUUCGAUGGACCGACAUGCAUAUUUUAUCAGAGAAAGUAAUACUCACACAUCUCAAAAAGGCAGGGCUACUUACAGGUGACAUUGAUGAGAUGGUCAACGCAAGGCUUGGAGCCGUGUUCAUGCCUCACGGGCUUGGUCAUUUGAUUGGUCUCGAUGUUCAUGACUGUGGUGGUUAUCUUGGGGAUGCAUUGCCACGAUCGGAUCUCCCCGGGUUGAAAUCUCUGCGUACUACUAGAACGCUCAAAGAAAGAAUGGUGAUUACAAUUGAACCUGGUUGCUAUUUUAUUGAUACACUGCUCGACGCCGCCUUCAAGGAUCCGAAGCUAGCGAAAUUCAUGGUGAAGGCAGAAAUCGACAAAUACCGCGGACAAGGAGGGGUUCGUAUCGAAGACGACGUGGUCAUUUGGGAGAAAGGCAACGAAAAUAUGAGCGACGUACCGAGAACAAUUGAGGAGAUCGAGCAUUUCAUGGCGUCUGAAGAGUUCAACGACGCGACAGUCCAGAAGAGCAUCAGCAAUCACCUUAACAAACACUGA
Molecule: messenger RNA, 693 nt
Organism: Ostertagia ostertagi
Lineage: Eukaryota; Metazoa; Nematoda; Chromadorea; Rhabditida; Trichostrongylidae
Source: the annotation of a GenBank genome assembly